Molecule: messenger RNA, 3495 nt
Organism: Talpa occidentalis (Iberian mole)
Lineage: Eukaryota; Metazoa; Chordata; Mammalia; Eulipotyphla; Talpidae
Gene: RPS6KA2
Product: ribosomal protein S6 kinase A2
Exons: 21
Coding region: 83-2272 (729 amino acids)
Biological process (GO): intracellular signal transduction; protein phosphorylation
Molecular function (GO): magnesium ion binding; ribosomal protein S6 kinase activity; ATP binding
Source: RefSeq, a predicted model, not a curated record
CCCGCGCCUGCGAUGCGCCGGGGACGCGCGUCCCCCGGCCCCGCGGCUCCCCCCGGCCGGGCGCGGGGCGACGCACCCCGGCAUGAAGAAGUGCGCGGUGCGCAGGCUCUUCUCGGGGCACCUGCGCAGGAAGCCGCGCCCCAAGAGCGCCAGCCUGAGCCGCCGCGAGGAGGAGGGCCUGGUGAAGGAGAUCGACAUCAGCCACCAUGUGAAGGACGGGUGCGAGAAGGCCGACCCUUCCCAGUUCGAGCUGUUGAAGGUCUUGGGACAAGGGUCCUACGGGAAGGUGUUCCUGGUGCGGAAGGCCCAGGGCUCCGACGCCGGCCAGCUCUACGCCAUGAAGGUGCUAAAGAAGGCCACGCUGAAAGUUCGGGACCGGGUCAGAUCCAAGAUGGAGAGAGACAUUCUGGCUGAAGUGAACCACCCCUUCAUCGUGAAGCUGCACUACGCCUUUCAGACGGAGGGGAAGCUCUACCUGAUCCUGGACUUCCUGCGGGGAGGGGACCUCUUCACCAGGCUUUCCAAAGAGGUGAUGUUCACCGAGGAGGACGUCAAGUUCUACUUGGCCGAGCUGGCCUUGGCUUUGGACCACCUGCACAGCCUGGGGGUCAUCUACAGAGACCUGAAGCCCGAAAACAUCCUGCUGGACGAGGAGGGCCACAUUAAGAUCACGGACUUCGGGCUGAGCAAGGAGGCCAUCGACCACGACAAGAGAGCCUACUCCUUCUGCGGGACCGUGGAGUACAUGGCGCCCGAGGUGGUGAGCCGGCGGGGGCACGCGCAGAGCGCCGACUGGUGGUCCUUCGGGGUGCUCAUGUUCGAGAUGCUCACGGGCUCGCUGCCGUUCCAGGGCAAGGACCGGAAGGAGACCAUGGCCCUCAUCCUCAAGGCCAAGCUGGGCAUGCCGCAGUUCCUCAGCGCCGAGGCCCAGAGCCUGCUCCGAGCGCUCUUCAAGCGGAACCCAAGCAACCGGCUGGGGGCCGGCGUGGACGGCGUGGAGGAGAUCAAGAGGCACCCCUUCUUCGUGACCGUCGACUGGAACAAGCUGUACAGGCGGGAGAUCAAGCCCCCCUUCAAGCCCGCGGUGGGCCGGCCUGAGGACACCUUCCACUUUGACCCCGAAUUCACAGCCCGGACCCCCACAGACUCCCCGGGGGUGCCCCCCAGCGCCAACGCCCACCACCUGUUUAGAGGCUUCAGCUUCGUGGCCUCCAGCCUGGCCCAGGAGCCCUCGCAGCACGACCCGCCCAAGGCCAGCGUCCACCCCAUCGUGCAGCAACUCCACGGGAACAACAUCCACUUCACUGACGGCUACGAGGUCAAGGAGGACAUCGGCGUGGGCUCCUACUCCGUGUGCAAGCGCUGCGUCCACAAGGCCUCCGACGCCGAGUACGCCGUGAAGAUCAUCGACAAGAGCAAGAGAGACCCCUCGGAGGAGAUCGAGAUCCUCCUGCGGUACGGCCAGCACCCCAACAUCAUCACCCUCAAAGACGUGUACGACGACGGCCAGUGCGUGUACCUGGUCACGGAGCUGAUGCGCGGCGGGGAGCUGCUGGACCGCAUCCUGCGCCAGACCUGCUUCUCGGAGCGGGAGGCCAGCGCUGUGCUGUGCACCAUCGCCAGGACCAUGGACUACCUGCACUCGCAGGGGGUGGUGCACCGCGACCUGAAGCCCAGCAACAUCCUGUACGUGGACGAGUCGGGGAACCCCGAGUCCAUCCGCAUCUGCGACUUCGGCUUCGCCAAGCAGCUGCGCGCCGAGAACGGGCUGCUCAUGACCCCCUGCUACACCGCCAACUUCGUGGCCCCGGAGGUCCUGAAGCGGCAAGGCUACGACGCUGCGUGCGACAUCUGGAGCCUGGGGAUCCUGCUGUACACCAUGCUGGCGGGGUUCACCCCUUUUGCCAACGGACCGGACGAUACUCCUGAGGAGAUUCUGGCCAAGAUUGGCAGCGGGAAGUACGCGCUUUCGGGGGGAAACUGGGACUCCAUAUCGGACGCGGCCAAGGACGUCGUGUCCAAGAUGCUGCACGUGGACCCGCAGCAGCGCCUGACGGCCGUGCAGGUCCUCAAGCACCCCUGGAUCGUGAACAGGGAGUACCUGUCCCAGAGCCAGCUCAGCAGACCAGACGUGCACCUGGUGAAGGGCGCCGUGGCCGCCACCUACUUCGCCCUGAACAGAAGCCCGCAGGCCCCGCGGCUGGAGCCGGUGCUGUCCUCCAGCCUGGCCCAGCGCCGCAGCAUGAGGAGACUCACCUCCACCAGGCUGUAGCAGCCAGCGGGCAUGCGUGCCCCUGGGGACACGGCCGGUGCCAGCGCCGCCAUGACUGUGCCCUGGGCCAAGGUGCCGCGCUUGCGUCUGACGCAGCCUCCCAAUGCCUUGCUGUGCCAACCCCACCACCUCCACCCACCUGGGCUCUGCUGACGGACACUGCGCCCGCGCCCGUCCCACGCCUGCCAGGCCCCCGAGGCCGCACUUCUGCUCAGACGAACCAACGUCCCCCCCAACUGUCGAGGCUGUGCUGAAAAGACGCACCGGCCAGGCGGAGGGUGGUGGCCAGCAGCUCCGGCCAUGUGGUCCAAAGAGCGGGUGGGAGUGCAGAGAGAGCCCCCCAGACGCCGGCAGCACCUCUGCCUCGACGACCACGUUUCCUGAGAGUGGCGUGUCCCCCGGGAGAAGCCGUCCAUGCCCAGGCAGCUGGCGGUGGGAGGCCUCGGGGCUGCAGGGCUGACCACGGGCCGAGGGCUCCGGGCCACCCAGGGCGCAGCUGUGCCUUCGGCUUCCACUUUCUAGUCCGCGGAAAAGCUGUGAUGUCGGCAGCCCAAGCUCUGUGCUGCCCCGUGCGUCCUCCCCGGGCUCUGCCGCGGCAGGAGGGUUAGGGCCCUGCUUCUGUGUGUGUGCGCGCCCUGCACAAGCGCCCCUUCACGUGUGUGUGUGUGUCUGGGGUGGUGACCCGAGGUGGGCGUGGCGUCUGCACAGGGCCGAGCGCGUGGCCGCCCGCCCGCCCCCACCCCGGCAGAGAGAGCUGGCCGGCCGUGACCUUUCUGGUGACCGUCCCCAGGGUGGGAGCCGGAGGUGCCAGCUGCGCCCCCAAACGGUGGUGGUCCCCAGUUUCCAGCUUCCCUUCAGUCCAAAAGAAUAAGUGCCACAUUCUCAAAUUAGGUGGGUCUGAUCCUCUUCAGGCCUUAAAACAUUAACUUAUUUCAGAAGCUUUAAUUUAUCCCGUGGGGUUUCCUUGCGGAGAAUCUCAGAGCAGGCAAGAGCCCGAGGCGGGCCGGCCCCUGGGCCAGUCCCCGCCCCGCUAGGCCUGUCUCGUGUCUUCUCAACACAAAAUGCUUGUCCCAAAGCUGAGGCAACUUCCGCCUGUAACAGUUUGGUUUCCGGUCUGUUACUUCACUGAUCAUCAGAGUCUGCGGAAAAACGGGGUCCUGCUUAGGCCCUGGGUCCCGCCCCUGGAGCCGACCAGCCCCGGCUCCACUGUGGGCCGAGGGCAG